UAAACUCAGACCCGUUGGACGAGACGGACUGUUUUUAGAAGAUGAGUGUGAGUAUUCCUACUCAACCUCAUUCCAACACUGAAACCGUCUCUCGCGCGCAUGGGACGCACACUCGUCUCGAUCAGCGCGGAGGAGAAAGACGCACAGGUGCGACGGGUCGAUAAAAAUACGACAACUUAUUGUUAGUGGUGGAUUUUAAUCGGUACAUGAUGAGAAACUGACGAAGAAACUCGCUGGAGUUAACUUUUUUUUCACUACGAAGACUUUUGUCGUUUUAGUGGAUAAUUAAACACAAUGGAUCAGGAGGACAAAUUGGACUUUAUGGCCCUGAGGGCCAAGUUUCAGGAGGGAGAACACCUCCUGAAGCAACCCAAAAUCAAACCUGCUCUCCCACAGAAACCAAAAGUUGUUCCUCCCCCACAGAGUCCCACUCACUACAUCCCUGCAGGAGCACGCCCCUCCCUGCUCACCACCAUCAACCAGAGCCUGGACGGGAAGACACCACUUGCUCCCAGAGUGGUCUUCAAGGACGACAAGAAGGAGAGCAAAAAGCUUCUCAGCCAGGUGAACUCUAAGGGGAAAGACAAGAGUGAAGGGAAGCUGAAAAAGAGUAAAGACAAGUCAAAAGGAAGCAAAGAGAAGCUCUUUGCUGAUGAGGAUGCAGAGGAGCAGAAGCCGAAGAAAGAGAACGGUAAAGACAAGAAGCUCCCGCUGCUCCCUGUAGCACCCAAGCAGAGCACUGCAGAGCUGGUGCCAGCCACGCCUCCACCUAAAGCCACAACACAAAAGAAGAAGGGCUUCCUGGGUUUCAGGAAGUCAGGAAAAAAAGAUUCAGUGGAGGUCCCAGCAGAGCCCAUCCUAGACAGCCCCAGCACUGAUGUUCCUGGACCAGCUCCACUUAUCCCAGUACCUUCUGACUUUGGUGACACACCACCAGAGCCGGAGAUGGCUGCACCAAAGGCUCUAAUGCCAAACAUCCCCACCUUACCAAACUCAAGUGCUGCAGUGGAAAUCACCCCACCCUCCACUAUCCCUGCCUCUCCUGACUUCGGCCCACCUCCUGCCUUUAUUCCUGAUAUCCCAACUCCUAAAGUGCCAACGCCAGAGAUUGAAACUCCACUUGAGAUAGAAACUCCUGCGUUGCAUGUUUCCAGGCCUGCAAGCCAAAAUGAAAUCAUUCCCGGUCCACCCAGUGCUACCCCAACCCCUCCACCCACUCGUGCCAUCAUUGAUCCCCCACCAGUGGCCUCUACUCCCUCACCAUCACCUCCUGAGCCUGAGAUUGCAGUUGAGGCUGUAAACAUAGCUGCGGUGGAGACGCCUCCUCCUCCAGUGGUGAAUCGUACUUCCAAUUCCACGCCAUCUCCAAAACCUGAGCAUCCGAUCUCAGCCCUCUCAGCCCUCUCCAGGGCGGAGGACAUGAGCCCAGUGAGAAGGAGUAUACCAUGUGACCAGAGGAUCUUCAAUGCUCUGGAGAAGGCACGCAGGAAGACCAGCCCACAGACAACCUCCAUCACAUCCUUCUCUGCCAGCCCACCUCCUUCUGAAGAGUUUCCCCCUUCUCAGAGUCCCACCAUCUCUCUCCCAGAGCUCCCACCCAUUGAUUAUGCGGGGAACGCACCCAAACCAGUUAACGGCCUCGACCACCGGCAAGCCUCUCCAGUGUUGGAGGGUAUCAGUGAGGAGGGGUCCAACCCUAUCUCAGAGCUGUUGGUGGUCCCACCUCCUCCACCCAAGAAGAUCCCCCGAAACACUGGGUCUCUGGAUCCUACUCCAGAGGAGCCAGGCAGACCUCCAUCUGUCAGCCUCAAUGAAUUCAUCCCUCCUCCUUUGGAAGGUAAUGAGAUCCCUGCUCCUCCUGAAUUCGGGACCGACACCACAGAUGUCCCAGAGUUUGACGACGUGGCCUCAGAUGCUCACUCUCCAGAGCUGCCGGUGUCACAGUGGAACGGGGAGGAGUACUCAGGUCCAGAUUCUCCAGAUGGACAGAACCCGCCAGAGUUUUACGGCAAUGGGGUAACUCCUCCAGGAGUGGAGGUCCCUGCAUCACCAGUGUUUGGGGCCGAAAACCAACACAAUUCACUACCGGAAUUCUCUUUGCCUAUCUUUCAGGGGUCCCCACCACAGGCAGGGCUCGAAACUACUCAAGUUGGCAACGGUGUCUACGCAAGUGAGGAAAAUGUCUAUGAGGACAUCUCCACAUCUACAACCAAAAAGAAAGGGAAGAGUGACGGCAAGAAACGCAAAGGACCACCAAAGAAUCCAUAUGCUGAGGCACAACAGGAAGCCACUGAAGAAAAAACCAAGACGGGCAGGUUUGGCAGGGGCGACAAGAAAGCUGCCACAGAAGGGCCGGAUGAGAAGGAGCUGAAAAAGAGAGAGAAGCAGCGCCUGGAAAAAGAGAAGAAGGAGCUGAAGGAGAAACAAGAGAGGGAAAAGAAAGAGCAGAAAGAGAGGGAAAAGAAGGAGAACGAGAUGAAGAAGAAAUUCAAAAUCACAGGACAGGAGGAUGCCAUGUACCAGGCAACAGUAACUGUGACGACCAAGGGACGUAAGCACGAUCUGCCCGUCACCAACGGUGACACCAUCAGCAUCAUCCGAACAACCAACUGUCCUAAAGGGAAAUGGCUGGCCAGAGACAGCAGCAACAACUAUGGCUAUAUUGCGGUGGAUCAUGUGGAGCUGGACAUAAAGGAGAUGUUGGAGCUGGGAAAGAAGGCUGCAAACACACACAAGAGCAGCAACAAUAUUAUCGAGGAUGUUGCAAGAUCAGGGAGCAGGACCUCAAACCACUAUCCUCUGUCAGCAGAAAGCUUCACAGAUGACAGUGAGGAGUGGACCGGUGAUGAUGACGAACCUCUGUCCCCUACCUCGAACACUACAGAUCCACUGGCUCCAAUCGGUCACUCCAGGACGCUCUCAGUGCCAGACAUGGGAAACAAAGACCUCAGUGUAAACCACGCGCACAGUCAAAGUGACCUCAGUGCAGAUGGCCCCCAUGUCCAAGCAAGACAUGAAGCACUUCAGAAGCUGGCGACAUUUUUCCAUUCACCCAAACCUGUGGAGCCAGCUGCCAGCAGCACUGAACCAGAGAAAAGUCCUGUGCCUGUGAAGGAGGAAGCAGCUCCCAUGCCUGAAGCCAGUUCAACACAGGAAGUUGAUUUAGACUCUACUGAUAUGCUCAUUUUACCUCCUCCUGCCCUGUAUGCUGACCUGGCCGCAGAGUAAUUAUCAUAAAACCAGCAGCUGGGCAAAAAGCAGCCAGGCAGAGGAAACAGGAUUUGUCUAUGUUAUUCUUCACUCUGUGACCCGUGUCAGUCACAUAAUACUGUGACAGUAACUUCAUCUUCUUGAUAAUAACCUUUUUUACCUGGUGACUGCAUUUGUGGAUCAGUAUGAUGAUGAAGAAGAGCAGGAUUUGGGGAUUUCUCAACAAGCGACACACCAUCUCAGCAACUAGAACUUUUUGUGCGCUUUUUUUGAAGCACUCGCUGUGAAACCAGAGGGACAGUUUGCCUGGUGGCUCUGAGUGACUUUGAAUAUUGGACCAAGAUGAACUGCUGAUCCUGGGAAAGGACUUAUGAACUGUUGCAGACACGCACCCUGGAGGCUGUUGUAGGGAAAAUUACAAACUUCCUAUGCAAACACCAGAAAGCUAAAUCUAUUUAAAGUGGAAACAGACAACUUUUCAGCUUUCCCCACUAGCAUUUCCAAGGGGUAUUAUUGUUGGCACCACUGUUGCAAAGACAACCGGCUCGCUUUACAUGUACUUCUGAGCUUAGCAGCCACCACAGUUUCACAGUUACUUCGGUUGUUCCACUGUCUGUCAUUUCCGCUACUGGGGAUAGUAACUGCACAGAACGUACACUGAUACUCUUUAGUAACUGUGGAUGGCUACUGGGGAAACAAAAGCACUAUCCUCUUUCUGUUUUUUGGUUGUGCAAUGGUUGAUGCACUUCCUUUGUGCCAUAAACAAGCAAACAUGAUUGCAUAAUGACAGUGAGGCUUAUGGGGAACCAGUCUCAACACGAAUAGUGUCAGUAUUCUAUAGCCAUUAGGGUACAAUUACACAUGAGCAAAAUUAACAGUGGUGAAUAUUAGCCUUCCGUUCACUUCCAUUCAAUGCGAGCAAAGGGGGACGUUGAAUAUUUGCUUCUGGUGGCAAAGCAAAUCACAUCUUCACAUCACGUGGAGUUCCUCAGGGAACUAUAGUGACCUUUGCUUGGCAACGUUGCAGCUUCAACUACUAGCAAAGUAGCACGUGUGGAGGAGACAGUGAUUGUUGCCCUGUUUGACCAGCCCAUACUGUAUGAUAUUGGCCAUGAAUAACACAAACUGCCCCACAUGAGAAAUGCUGCUUGGCGAGAGACAGAAAUGGAAUGUAAGAAAAUGGAAAAUAACAUCAUAUUUCGUUGUCUUUAUCAGCACGCUAGCUAACAUUAGCCAGAAAGCUAGCCCAUAUUAUCGCCUUGGCAGCGUGGCCACUCGCCUGCAUUGCUCAUGUGAUUGUACUCUGACAUUGUGUAAUCCAUAUUUACUUCAUACUGACAAGUUAAAGCAAAAGAAAUUGUCUAUUUUCACUUUAAAAUGGUGGAAAGAAGGAGGGGACAAUGAAAAUGUAGAUUUUUCGUAGACCAGGGAAUUUUUUAAGGUUAGGACGCUAUCCUGAACGGGGGAUUGUUAACUAACCAAUUCCAUCCAUGUUCCCAGUAAUCAAUAGUCUUUCUUCAGGCUCAACCACUAAUCCAACAGUUCAGUUAUCGGUGUCUGAAUAUUUAUCGUCGUCUACAUAUAGCAGUUUCAAGGGCUGGAUGGAAAUUGGUGUCUCACAAACUUGUUACCAGUUUACAGUGUUGGUAGCAAAUGGAUGAAUAGUAAUAUAGCUGAUAAACUUACAAAUGAACAAAGACUUAAAGGUCCAGUGUGUAGGAUUCAGUGAUGUCCAGCAGCUGAGGGUGCAGGUUGCUGCCAACUGAAGCUGCUCCCGUGUGAUGAGCGUGGCCGACGCAAAAACGUGAUCGGCCCUGUCAGAGAAGUGAUUUGUAUGUUCUGGGCUACUGUAGACACAACAUGAUGGACCUCAUGGAAGAGGACCCGCUCAGUACGUAAAUAUAAACAGCUCAUUCGAAGGUAAUGAAAACAGUGAUUCUGUGAAUAUUCUCCCUGAAUCCUACACACUGGACAUUUAAUAUGAUUUUAGGUUUGGUCAUCAGCAGUAAUUAAAGAACCUGUAUGUGGCCAGCUCUACCCCACAAGUGUUGUGAUCUAUUUUAGUUUAUUUCAUACUGCAUCUAUAGGACUAUGGUUAAAGUGCAGUUCACCCCAAAAUCAGGAAUGCAUUUUUUUUGUCCUCUUACCUGUGGUGCUAUUUAUCAGUCUAGAUUGCUUUGGUGUGAGUUGCACAGUGUUGGAGAUAUGUUCCAGCACAUGUUCACUGUUCCAAACUUCCUGCUGCUGAGAAAGGGUGAUGAGAAUGGAAGAAACGAGCAAGAAGUUUUCAUUUACCUCUUGGGUGACCCCGCCAGAAUGUUCUGGGAGCCAGUGAAGCUCAGUAACA
Messenger RNA from Epinephelus fuscoguttatus (brown-marbled grouper), 5557 nucleotides. RefSeq names its product FYN-binding protein 1. Gene Ontology annotation, biological process: T cell receptor signaling pathway; integrin-mediated signaling pathway; protein localization to plasma membrane. The transcript is spliced from 20 exons. Lineage: Eukaryota; Metazoa; Chordata; Actinopteri; Perciformes; Serranidae. Gene Ontology annotation, cellular component: plasma membrane. Gene Ontology annotation, molecular function: protein binding. The record is from RefSeq and is a predicted model, not a curated record. Bases 295 to 3228 code for a protein of 977 amino acids.